Diorhabda carinulata is the source of this 6468-nucleotide messenger RNA. RefSeq names its product nuclear receptor subfamily 2 group C member 1-like. Gene Ontology annotation, biological process: cell differentiation; regulation of transcription by RNA polymerase II; anatomical structure development. Gene Ontology annotation, molecular function: RNA polymerase II cis-regulatory region sequence-specific DNA binding; nuclear receptor activity; zinc ion binding. The record is from RefSeq and is a predicted model, not a curated record. The transcript is spliced from 5 exons. NCBI's taxonomy places the organism in Eukaryota, Metazoa, Arthropoda, Insecta, Coleoptera, Chrysomelidae. Bases 229 to 1719 code for a protein of 496 amino acids.
AGUCUGCAUCAUUUUUUUACCUAUAGAGAGUGGCAGGUGUAAGGUCAUGAACCUUAUUCAAUGUACUCAUUCUAUUCUUAUGUUCAAUGAAAGGUCGAACAGCAAUUUAUUAGCUAUUAGCAAAACAAAGUAAUUUUGCUCAUAUUAAGUGCAACAACUGAAAAUCAAAACAAACCAUGAAAUUUUGAUAGUUUAUAAUUUAAAUGUUUAUGUAGUUCCUAGAAUAAUAUGGAUAUGGAGCAAACCAUCAAAACAGAAAUGUUGGUGGACAAAAACAGAAAUAGUUCUAAUAACAUGUGUUUAACUGUUGAACUUUGUGUUGUUUGUGGAGACCGAGCUUCUGGUAGGCAUUAUGGGGCUAUUUCUUGCGAGGGAUGCAAAGGCUUCUUCAAGAGGUCAAUCCGUAAGCAAUUAGGAUAUCAGUGCAGAGGCAGUCAAAACUGUGAGGUUACCAAACAUCAUAGGAAUAGAUGUCAAUAUUGUAGGCUUCAAAAAUGUCUCGCUUGUGGAAUGAGAAGUGAUUAUUUUCUUAAUACUUUUUCAGCUGUACAACAUGAAAGAAAACCUAUUAUUGAUAAAAAAGAAUUCUUAAAUAAUUCUGAGAUUAAGUUUAACCAAAAUGCUGUAAAUGCUGUAAAUAAAAUUUUUAUUAGAAAAGAUUUGAACUCUGAGUAUGGCCUUCUUCCUCCGUUCUGUCCUAGUGAUUUGGGAUUGCAAUUUUUAAAUAAAAGAAUUGCUAAUAGUACUACAGCUUCAGAAUCUUUUCACCUGUCUCCAAGUCAAGCUAGUGUUGAGGAUGAUGUUUCAAUGGAUAGUAUUAAUGCUAGUACUGAACUUAGUGAUGCCCUAUCUAGUGCAAGAGACAAACAACUUAUUUCAAAAGCUUUAGAUACUAUGGCUAGAGUACAGUGCUUGAAUGGGACAGAUUUAAAUGCAUUAACAAGUGAAGAGAAGUGUUUUGAUUAUGAUGGACCUAUUCUCCAAGAGCAAAAUAUGUCUUUCAAUUUGUUGAUACCAGGACCUGUGCCACCUUAUUUAAAUAUCCACUAUAUUUGUGAAAGUGGUUCUAGAUUAUUAUUUUUAUCAGUAUAUUGGGCUAAAAAUAUUUCAGCAUUUCAGCAUUUAAGUUCCGAAACACAGAUUUGUCUUCUAAAAAAUUGCUGGUCAGAACUGUUCACUCUAGGAUUGGCUCAAUGUUCACAAUCACUAUCAUUAUCAACAAUUCUCUCAGCUCUAAUAAGCCACUUACAUGCAUCCAUAGCUCAGGAUAAAAUGACUGCUACAAAAGUGAAACAGGUCACAGAUCAUAUAGUGAAACUUCAAGAUUUUGUUACUACAAUGAAUAGGCUUCAUGUAAAUGAGCAGGAAUAUGCCUAUUUAAAAGCUAUAACUUUAUUUUCUGCCGACCAGCCAGAUAUAUUAUUAAGGAAACCUAUUGAAAAGUUGCAAGAAAAAUCAUUCCAGGGAUUAAGAACUUAUUUAACUAUCAAUUUUCCUGAUGAUAAUGACAGAUUUCCACGGUUACUACUAUGUUUACCACCCUUAAGAGCAAUUGAAUCAAGUAUCUUGGAAGAAUUAUUUUUUGCUGGCUUAAUCGGACAGGUUCAAAUUGAUAAUGUUGUACCAUAUAUUUUGAAAAUGGGAAACACUACAUCUUCCUCAAGUAAUAAUAGACAAGUAAAAAUGGAGCAUCAUCUAGAUGAUUUUUUUUGUAAAUAAGUGCAAAUUUAAUCUGUUGAUGGAAUUCUAAGUAGUCUUAUUUCCUUUAACUAAAUGCAUUGGCGUCGAUAAUGUGUAAUGAGGGAUAUAGGCAUAUUUUAACUGUAUGAUUUUAUUUUGUGUCUGCAGGGUAAUUUCCCUUUUUAUUCCGCUAUAUCUACGUCAUUGUUCAAUUUUAAUAAUAUUUAUUUGGGAAGAACUCUUUAACAAAUGUAAAUUAAAUUUUCAUUGGAGAUAUGGUGAUUUAACUUCUACUUAUAUGUGUUUUUGUACUUAUAUUAUUUUGACAAGUAUGUUUUUAUAAUCUUUUGAUAUCAACAGGUAGACUUGUGACAUAAAAGAUAAAUGAAGAAAUAUUUGAACUUUUUAAAAAUUGAAUAAAUUUUGUUAUAUAUUAAAUCAUGGUAAAUUUAUAUCAUGUAGCAUUCAAGUUUGCUAAUUGAAUAAAAUACAAGGUUUUAUAUUCAGAAUGAGAAAAUUGGUAUUACUCGGUCUCUAGAGUAGGUAGAAAACUGAAAAAUAAUUGGGGUUUGCUUAGUAAAACAUUUUCGUAAUGCCAUGGCAACAAAUGAAAUUUUCUACGAAAAUAUUUUUAAAGCUGAUACUUCCCAUGAAUUUUUUUAUAUCUUACUCGUAGAGAGCGCUAGAUAGAUGGCUCGUACCAUCUAUACUCGUACAUUUAUUAAAUAUCACUUUUUUAACGUUAGAUUUAUUAAUCAAAUUUUCAAGUGAACUUGAAGAUCAUUCAAUUCGAUACCAAAGAAGUAUUUUUGCUAAAAACGAUACUAUGCACUAUUUUCGAAAUUUUUUUAUUUCAAAAUAAUGAAGUAAUAAUUGAUGCCGCUAUAAAGUAAGUGAGUAAAGUAUAAAGUUAAUAAUUAAACAAAAAAUUACAAGAACAUUGAAAUUUAGACUAAGAACAUAAAAUAAAAUUUAUUCAGAGUAAGUGUUUUCACGACUAAACAACUCUGUUUUUCUAAAGAAUCCAUCGUAUUCCUCUUCAUCCUUUUAUUUCUAGAUUGCAAAUGGAUUUCUCCUCAAAAUAAAUAUGCUUAUUCAGAAUACUGGCGUCUUAUACUUUUUCUCACGUUAAAUAAAACAUUUAGCUGCUUUUUCCAACAAUUUUUUUAUGUGGUGCUCACGGUGAGUACGAGCAAAACUCACAUGAACCGAUAGGAAGAAAAUACCAGAAAUCCGUGUGAAAUAUUAAGUAUUUAUAUAAGUGUAUGUUAUUAAUUAUAUAUUAAUGACAGGCUGAUAGUAAAGUGUGUUUUCACGUGCUAUUUUUAAAUUUGUCUGACUUCUCGGAAUGAAUAAACUUAUAUUGAUUCAACAAAAUUUGGACCAUGAGAACAUGCCUUUAUUGAUAUUUCCAAGUAAUGAAUGAGUACAACACCUAUACGUAUAUAUUAUCAAUAAAUAUUGGUUGAUAUAGCAAAUUUCUUCAAUUUUAUAUCUAAUUAUCAAAAGUAAUGUAGGUUUAAAACUUUUGCCAAAGAAUUACAUAUUUUUUAUCCAUUUAUUGAUCUUAAUGGGAUGUUGAAAAUAUCAGAAGAGUAAUUGUCAAAUUUAUUGUGUAAUAUUUUUAUUGUAUAUAUGUAGAAAUGAACGAGAGUUGAAUCGCACUGGGAGUUGGGUUUCAACAUUCAACUCAAGCCAUAAUCAACAGAAUCGGGGAAGAGUUAGGUUGAUUAUUUGCUCGUUAUACUGGGAAAUGAUCCCAUUCCAAGUCUGCCUUCUUCGCAAAGAAUCAUGUUCGAAAAGGUUUCCGCGGGCAGAAUUAUAAAAGAACUAGGUUUACGGGUUGAACCGCGAGUGAAUUUUGAAAAUUCUCGACGUUUCGGCUCCGACUUUGAAGCCAUUAUCAAGAGAGAGAUGGGGUUAGGUAGUUAUUCGUUUAUUGGAUUCAAUCAAAGAGGGUGAUUUGUAAUUUAGUCUAGACAAAUUUCCAGCACGGUACAACUCGUGAAAGUUCAUUUAUGGAAGCGAAAUUCUGAAAAGAGAGUGAAAAAGUGUUCAACUAAAACUAAUUUUUAAAGUUAAAUUCACAUAAAUGUAUAGGUCACUGGCUUAAGAACAUUUAAUAUAAAUUAUUAAGUUAUGCCCAUUUUUAUAAAUAUAUCAUCAUAAGCUGCCAAUAUGUAACUUGGUGAUGUUUCUGAAAGUAUUUAAGAACGGUCUUGAAUAUAUCAUAAAGCAGAGUUGAUCUACUGACAAUAAUAAUAUAGUGUUCACAUUUUUUAUAGUAACGCUAUAGAAUUAAUAAGCUUGAUUAAAAUAUCCAAUGAUGUAAAUUAAAAUAAUGUCUAGUCUAUUUUAAUAUCUUUUUGUUGCUGUAGCUUGUGCUAAAUUUCGACUAGCUUCUCUAUGUGAAUCUUUUCCCUUUUGGUUUUUGUAGUUGUAGUUAAAAUAUUGGAAUGAAAUAUUAUUUAGUUCAAUUUCUUCCUAGAAUUUUUAAUAUAUUUUCUAAGAUAUUUAUUUAAUGCCAAAUUUUUACUAAGAUUUAAUGCGGCUGAGUAAGUAAAGUGACUAAUGUUUGAAAAUCCAGCAAGUUGAUGGAUAAAAAUUAUUAAAAAUUAUCUUAUUGCAUAAACAAGUUAGUUUAUGAUUGACAUAUUCAGUUCGGGGUAUUAGUAUUAUAAAACACUUUAGUCAAACACAAUGAAACAGCGACCAAUAUUGUAUAAAAGUGAGCAAUUCAUUUUGGACACCUAUUGUAUUUAAGUCGAUAAGUCUUUAAUGCCUUGUAAAACUUUAAUUUAUGCUUGUUUAUAUGUCUAUAAUAUUUUUCCAACCAAGUGUCUUUAAUAGUAUUCAAGAUUACUAAUCAUGUGUUAGGAUAGCGUGAAUUACAUCUUGGAUUCGUUUUCUCAAAAAUGUUUCAUUAGAUUUGUCCAAAUUUACUUCAGCGUAACCUCCAUCAACUCUUAGAACUUAAAGGCGCAGCGGAGCUCCAUCUUAGAAGAAUAAUCUAGUAGCUGGAGAAAGAAGUGCAAUUGCAGCAUAUUGAGCUGCAAUAUAUUACUCAUAGAAUGUAAAUUUUUGCGUGUUUGGAAAAAAAAACAGAGACAUUCAGUUCUCAAGAAUCCCUUUUGAGUUGCUUAUUAUCUUCGUGCUAUUACAAACGAUUUAUAGUCAUUACAUGUAAUAAUUUUCUAAUCUCAUAAUAAUACUUAAAAUUUUCUUUCAGUUAUUCGAUUACUAUAUAUAAUGUCCCCAAAAGAAUUAAAUUAUAUUCACUUGUGUAUUUUUAAAAAUGACUAUUUCAAAUUUCUGUGUAAAUCAUGUACUCUGAAGUUGUCUUGAGGAAUAUUGUGUUUGAUUUUUUAGUAGAUAUUUUUAAUGUUGGCACAAACAUUAGUAAUUAUAUUUAAAAUAUGUAUGUUAAAGAUUAAGUGUAUUUCGGAAUUUUUUUGUUCACUAAUUGUUUUACGAAUUAGGCAUUAAGUCCUCCAGCAAUGCAACUUGUGAAAUUGAUUUGUUUCGGCACCUUGUCAAAAUGAAAUCAAUCGAACAAACAUGGUCAAUCACAUUAAGUAAUUGGAUGUCAUCUGCAUGCAAACCAAGGUGAUAUGGGAACGCUUACAAAUUAUGUAAGGUAUUUUUUUGGAAUAUUGGAUGUGCCCUACUCCCAUGUAAGGAAAUGUCAGGUUUGAAGAUAUCCACCCCCCUAUCUUUCGUAAGAAAUAUGGCUGAAAAUAUUUAUAUAUUUAAGAGUUCAAAUCACAGUAAAAAAUUCUUAUAUAAUGACACUACUUGGAAAUGAAAUAAUUAAUUAUACAUGCAUACAACAUAGUUAUUAUAAAUUAUUUCAUUAUCUUUAAUCUAAAGAACACCUUAUAAAAAUUACUUCCACAUCUACGCUAUCGAUCCAUUCACAAUCAAUAUCUUUUUCAUUAUCUGAAUUCUCAAUAACAUACAUUUUAUCAUUUGUUCUUGAUUUUAAGAUAGCAUUGGAUGCAAUUUUUUUAUGCUUUGGUUAUAUGGCCCAACAUGUGCGCAAUUGCUCCUUUCUUCGAUACAAAAUACAUUCCACAAGUAGUACAAACUCUGUUCUUCAAUUGAUCUCUUACUGAUGAACAGUAAUAAUCAUAUGGCAUCAUCUUUAAGGUUGAUAAUCAAUUGACAAAUUUAGAGACAUCUUUGGAACAAACCUCGCAUAAGGACAAGUGAAUCUUCUCCUCCCCCCUCACUCACCCUCAGGUGUCAAGGAAUAUUCAACUCCACCCACCCCGCAACGAGCCUUACGUAAUUUGUAAACGUACCCUAUAUCUAAAGUAACUCUGCACACCUGUAAGAUUUUCUGGGAUAUGAUUUAUAUAAAAUACAGUUAUUUUCCUUGAAAUACUUUUCUUCACUAAAUAUACCAUCUAAUGUGUUUGUUCUAUAACAGACAAUAAAUAGUAUUUCAAUAAAACCUCUAGCCUAUACAAUAAGUCUCUAGAAAUUCUAUUGUCCGACAUUGCAGUAGUACUAGUAGUUCCUUUGACUUUUUCUAAAGACAAGCUAAUAUAUGAUAAGCCGUUUUUUUCGAACAAUUACUGAAUACCAUGUUUGUAAUUAUUUACAUAAUGUUGCAACGUUGGUUAAAUAAUAAUGGUAUAUUUUAGUGCAAUGCACAUUUUCACUAUGUGAUAAUCGCAAAAGGUGACGUGCCUUUGGAUUUAAUAUAUUUAGACAAUAUUGUAUAUACUCUGACAACAGUGUAAAUGUAUUUUGGAAUUGCAAUACAUAUUUUUUACUUAUAAA